AUGUCAUUAAUGGAGAAUGGGACAGAAGUGACACAGUUCAUCCUGCUGGGACUCAACGAUGACCCAGGCCUGCAGGUUCCCCUCUUUAUCACCUUCCUUCUCAUCUACACCAUCACCCUGGUUGGGAACCUAGGGUUGAUCCUGCUGAUUCUCUUGGACUCUCGGCUACACAGUCCCAUGUACAUUUUCCUCAGUAACCUAUCUCUGGUGGACUUUUGCUACUCUUCAGCAAUCACUCCAAAGGUCAUAGCCGGAUUCCUUGUAGAUGACAAGAUCAUGACUUACAAUGCUUGUGCUGCUCAAAUGUUCUUUUUCGCAAUCUUUGUAAAUGUGGAGAAUUUCCUUUUGGUGUCAAUGGCCUACGAUCGCUAUGCUGCAGUGUGUAAGCCCCUACACUAUGCCACUACCAUGACAACAAGAGUGUGUGUAUGUCUAGUCAUUGGUUGCUAUGUCUGUGGUAUCCUGAAUGCUUCCAUUUAUACUGGGGAUGCAUUCAGUCUCUCCUUCUGUAAGUCCAAUGUGGUACAUCAUUUCUUCUGUGAUAUUCCAGCAGUCAUGUCUGUGUCUUGCUCUGAUAGACAUGUUAAUGAGCUGAUUCUUAUUUACGUAGCCAGUUUCAAUAUCUUUUUUCCUUUCAUAAUAAUUGCAGUAUCCUACAUGUUCAUUUUUACCAGCAUACUAAAGAUGCACUCAGCUUCAGGGUACCGCAAAGCUUUGUCCACCUGUGCCUCCCACUUCACUGCAGUCUCCAUUUUCUAUGGGACUGUCAUCUUCAUGUACCUGCAGCCCAGCUCCAGUCAUGCAAUGGACACUGACAAAAUCGCAUCGGUGUUCUACACCAUGGUAAUCCCCAUGCUGAACCCUCUGGUUUACAGCCUGAGGAACAAGGAGGUAAAGAAUGCAUUCACAAAGAUUGUAUUCACUGCAAAAUAA
Molecule: messenger RNA, 933 nt
Organism: Nannospalax galili (Upper Galilee mountains blind mole rat)
Lineage: Eukaryota; Metazoa; Chordata; Mammalia; Rodentia; Spalacidae
Product: olfactory receptor 5B3-like
Exons: 1
Coding region: 1-933 (310 amino acids)
Biological process (GO): G protein-coupled receptor signaling pathway; sensory perception of smell
Cellular component (GO): membrane
Molecular function (GO): G protein-coupled receptor activity; odorant binding; olfactory receptor activity
Source: RefSeq, a predicted model, not a curated record